UAAAGGGCAAGCAGAGUGGAAGGCAGACUAGACGGGAGGAAAUCGGGACUACUAAAAAAGCUCAAGGAGCGUCUCCGGAUAGGCUUUAAUCUAAAAGAUCAAACAGGGACACUGAACUGCGGAUUGCAAAGAAGUCCCGCGACAGGAUAAACGCCCUCAGACGCGGCGGGAGGAUGGCGACGGGAGUCACUUCCAGCCGCACAUUUGGCCAAGAGGAGUACAGUCUGUACAGCAGCCUGAGUGAAGAGGAACUCAUCCAGAUGGCGGUCGAGCAAAGCCUUGAGGCGCAAUCCGGCUCGGUGCAGCCUCCAGGUCCGAGGGGCCAGGCACACCCCAGGAAUCGAGUUCAGGCCCAGGUGACUGGGCGUGUGGUUCAGACCGCGGCCCCUCAAGCUUGUGCCAAGACCAGGUCGCCAGUGACUACUUCUGCUCCGACCGCCAACCCUCCGAGAUCAAGGAGAUUCGAUGGGAGACUGAUUCGACCCUCCAAGCCGGUGGUGGAGGUGGAUCCUGCCGUUGUUGCGAUAAAAAAUGGUGAUGAAGAAACCUUGUCAAAUAUGAUCCGAGCUGGGAAAGUGCUUUCUGUGCCAAACUCGGAGGGCUGGCUCCCUCUGCACGAAACAAUUUACUAUAACAAACCCGGCUGUGCGAAAUUGUUGCUUCAAGCUUAUCCUGGAACUGUAGACUGUCGCACACUGGCAGAAGAAACUCCUUUAUUCUUAGCAACAUGCAGGGGGAACUUGGAAUGCAUGAAAUGUUUACUAGAAGCAGGAGCAGAAUGCGACAUCUCUAGUAAGGCAAAAGAAACUGCGCUCUACAAAGCCUGUGAACAUAAAAAUGUGGAAGCCGUUAAACUUCUGAUACAAUAUAAUGCUGAUGUGAAUCACCGCUGCAACCGUGGGUGGGCUGCUCUUCAUGAGGCUGCUAUACGAAAUGAUCUAGACAUCAUCGAAGCUCUGCUCAUGGCUGGUGCCAAGAUUGAAGCAACAAAUAUUUAUGGAAUCACUCCAUUAUUUGUUGCAGCACAAAGUGGACAACUGGAAUCUUUGCGUUUUCUCACAAAGCAUGGUGCAAAUAUCAAUACACAAGCCAGUGAUAAUGCCUCGGCAUUGUAUGAAGCCAGCAAGAAUGAGCAUGAAGAAAUUGUGGCCUUUCUUCUUUCACAAAAUGCUGAUGCAAACAAAGGAAGUAAGGAUGGUUGGCUGCCCCUUCACAUUGCUGCUGCAAGGGGCAAUAUGGCGAUAGUUCAGAUGUUGAUUCCUGUUACCAGCAAAGUCCGGGUGAGGCGCAGUGGAAUUAGUCCCCUUCAUCUUGCUGCUCAACACAAUCGAAAUGAUAUUGUUGAAGAACUGAUUGAAGCUGGCUACCCUAUCAAUGCUCUCUUGUCACCAGAAAGAUCCCGGCUGUUUGAAGAUAAACGUACUUCAGUUUUAUACUUUGCUGUUUACAAUAAUAAUGUAGAAACCACAGAAAUGUUGCUCAAGGCUGGAGCAAAUCCUAAUGUCGAUCUGAUAAACCCCCUUCUAAUCUCUAUCCGACAUGGCUCCAUCAAAAACAUAAAGCUGCUCAUAAAAUAUGGAGCCAACAUCAAUGCUUAUAUUCAAUCUCAUCCGACUUCCUUCCCAGCAACAAUCAUGUUUGCUAUGAAGUACCUCAGUUUGUUGAAGUUAAUUAUGGAUUUUGGUGGUGAUGGAGAGUCAUGUUUUAAAUGUGUGUAUGGAAGUCAUCAACAUCCAGAGCAAGAGCAGAGAAGAGAUGAUAUACAAAUGGAACGUAAAAUGCCCAGACCUGUACAAUUUUGUGAAAUGGUAUCUACACCUGGAAUCUACAGAUGGGCUGGACCAAUCAUUGAUGUCUUACUUGACUAUGUUGGAAAUGUGAAUCUCUGCAGUAAACUGAAGGAACAUCUUGACAGUUAUGAUGAAUGGGCGACUAUCAAGACAAAAUCAGAACCUCCAAGACCUCUUGUCCAUCUUUGCAGAAUUAAAGUUCGAAAGCUUUUGGGACUUCAGAGAUUAAAAUUUAUUGAAAUGUUGCCUCUACCUGGCAGGCUGAAAAGAUACUUGGAGUACAAUGACACAAAUGAUUUGAUGUAAAUUUAACAUUUGACAGAAACCACUCAGAAACUACAAGAAAAGCAUUUGCAUGCAGAAAAGGAGGUCAGUCCAAAAGUUGCAACUGUAAAUGAUUUAUUGUAUACCGAAAGAAGUAACGUUUUGUGGGAUUGCAAGCAUGGAGUUAACAGAUGCACAAAUUAGUUAUGGACAGAUUUCAAAUGGCCUAAACCUAAAUGGAUAAGGACUGAAAGGUUGAAAAAUAAGUCAGGGAUUUUGGAUUUUAUUAGUUCCAAAUAUAGGAACCAAAACUAGGUAUAUUGAACAAAAUAAUUCGGAAAUGCACAGCACAUUAGUCAACAUCAAAAUGAGAAAAGGUAAGUUGAAAUUUAACCUGUUAACAUGUCCUAAUGAGAAGUCCCACUGGACACAUCAGCUUCUCUCUCCUCUUUCACAUGCUGCCUGAUCUACUCUGUAUUUCUGGCGUUUUGUGUUUUCAAUUUCGAUUUCUAGCCUCAUAGUUUUUUUCUUUUCAUCCCUUACAAUUUGGCAUUUUAACAUGUACAUAAAACUGUAAACAAUGUACCAAAGCAUAACCUGUCACAUCAACAUGUAAGAUAAAGAUGUUUUAAAUUUUAACUUUUUUUAAAUUCCAAUUUCAGAAAGGAGUAGCCAAGACACUGAUUGUUCAGUUUUUAUGCACCUCAGGCAAAAUUUGUGAAUGAAACUUGCUUCAGUUUGCACCUUGCUCUGUAAAGAUAGUAUAGCCAUGAUAAGCUCAAACCCAUUUCUAGUCGAAUUUUUGAUAGAAAUUUGACAUCUUAUUUAAUUUUUAUGCUUUAUUAAAUGUAGUAAACACUAAGCUAUAAGGUGUUAGCUAGCAGCAAAAUAUUACUAAAUAUCUUGGGUUGCUUGAUUAAUGCCACUUGUUGCGUGGAACAUCACAGCAGCUGAAGAGAAAUUGUGUUUUCAAUUGCACUGACAGUACCAUAGUUGUUGCUAUACCUUCAAAAAUAUUCAACUCUUAAGGUUAAGGAUUGAGCCAUAUAGUCCAGGCAAGUCCUAAUUGUAUGUCACGGUAUGUACUGAGUUACCUGACCUUAUCCAAGACAGCAUUUGGUGCAUUGGAAUAGGCCAUUUAGCCUAUUCCAUCAAUUAGUUAGAUAAUGGGUGAUUUUAUUUUACCUCAACUCAAUUUACUCAACUUUGCUUCAUAUCUCAUGGACUACUCAUGAACAAAAGUCUUUGAACUCAGUAUUGAAAAUUUGAAUUGAUCCAGUAAGAUUUACAAUAUCAUAUAUGUUAAAAAAAAGUACUUCCGGAUUUCACUCCUAAAUGAUACCAGGCUUUAGUUUUAACGGUAUGACUUCUUCCCCUGAGCUACCCACCAGAGGAAGCCAUUUCCCUGAAUGUGCUCCUAUCAAAUUCCUUUCUCAUUUUAAACGCCAGAUUGACCCUCAAAUAAUCUCAACUAAGAAUCCUACAAAAAGGCUCUGCAUUCUUGGGUUACAAAAAUGGGGAAACAACCAUAUUUUCACUCCUGGUUGUCAUCAGUCAUUUCAGAAAGUGAUUGCAUGCCAGCAUUACUUUGGAAAAAGUGAGGACUGCAGAUGCUGAGAUCAGAGUGGAGAGUGUGGUGCUGGAAAAGCACAGCAGAUAACG
Molecule: messenger RNA, 3716 nt
Organism: Chiloscyllium plagiosum (whitespotted bambooshark)
Lineage: Eukaryota; Metazoa; Chordata; Chondrichthyes; Orectolobiformes; Hemiscylliidae
Gene: asb2a.1
Product: ankyrin repeat and SOCS box containing 2a, tandem duplicate 1
Biological process (GO): intracellular signal transduction
Molecular function (GO): protein binding
Source: RefSeq, a predicted model, not a curated record